Molecule: messenger RNA, 2350 nt
Organism: Lathyrus oleraceus (garden pea)
Lineage: Eukaryota; Viridiplantae; Streptophyta; Magnoliopsida; Fabales; Fabaceae
Product: pentatricopeptide repeat-containing protein At2g17525, mitochondrial
Exons: 1
Coding region: 193-2067 (624 amino acids)
Molecular function (GO): protein binding
Source: RefSeq, a predicted model, not a curated record
AGUCCCUUGCACUAGUAGGAUCAAACACAUGCUGUACAAAAUAUUUGAACAGCACGGUAUUAUUGAACACACUUUUUUAAAACCGAACAACAACAAACAUAACGAAAUACUAUGUACUUUAUAAAUAAUAAGUAUUGAUUUUGUUGAGAGUAGAGUGGCUGUUUGUCCGUCUCCCACACCAUUUCAUGAGAGAUGAGAAUAUUGCAACAUUCUACAAUUCGAUCACGUCCUUACGCAUGUUUUAUGCAGUACUGUUAUUUGCACUUCCAAGCGCAUUACUCUUCUUCAUCGUCUUCUUCUUCUUUGCCCCCAACAGAAGAUCACCUAUGUCAGCUCAUACUUGACCAAAAAUCCGCUUCUGAGGCCCUCCAAACCUUCAGAUGGGCCUCAACCUUCUCCAAAUUCACCCAUUCCCAAUCCACAUAUCGCGCUUUAAUCCACAAGCUAUGUAUUUUUCGCCGUUUCGAUACCGUCAAGCAACUGCUCGACGAAAUGCCUAGCUCAAUUGGAGCUUCUCCCGGCGAUGGGAUUUUCAUAACCAUCGUCCGUGGACUCUCGCGGGCUGGAAUGACACGAAGGGUCAUCAAAGUUAUUGACUUGGCUUACAAGUUUCAUGGUACGCCGUCUUUGAAGAUUUUCAACUCAAUUUUGGAUGUUCUUGUGAAAGAGGACAUUGAUAUGGCUAGAGAGUUUUAUAGAAAGAGUAUGAUGGAGAGUGGUGUUCAUGGAGAUGAUUAUACUUUUGGGAUUUUGAUGAAAGGUCUUUGUUUAACUAAUAGAAUUGGUGAAGGUUUUAAGCUUUUGCAGCUUAUUAAGUCUAAUGGGGCUGCUCCGAAUACUGUCAUUUACAAUACUUUGCUCCAUGCACUUUGCAGGAAUGGAAAGGUUGGUAGGGCUAGGAGCUUGAUGAAUGAGAUGGUGAGCCCGAAUGAUGUUACCUUUAAUAUUUUGAUAUCUGCGUAUUGUAAGGAAGAGAAUUUGGUUCAAGCUCUUGUUUUGCUUGAGAAGUGCUUUGGAAUAGGUCUUGUACCUGAUGUUGUUACCAUAACUAAGGUGGUUGAGAUUCUAUGCAACGCAGGCCGUGUAACGGAGGCUGCUGAGGUUCUGGAGAGAGUUGAGAGCUUGGGGGGUUCACUUGAUGUUGUGGCUUACAACACAUUGCUAAAGGGGUUUUGUGGAGUGGGAAAAGUGAAAGUUGGACUUCAUUUCCUGAAGCAAAUGGAGACUAAAGGCUAUCUUCCAAAUGUGGAUACCUAUAAUAUACUGAUAUCUGGGUUUUGUGAGUCUAGGAUGUUGGAUUUGGCUCUUGAUCUUUUUAAUGAUAUGAAGACAGAUGGAAUCAAACGGAACUUUGUUACUUUCGACUCAAUGAUUAGAGGUUUGUGUUCAGAAGGAAGAAUCGAAGAUGGUUUUUCAAUUUUGGAGUUAAUGGAGGAAACCAAAGAAGGCUCUAAAGGUCACAUUAGUCCUUACAAUAGCAUAAUCUAUGGUCUAUUCAAACAAAAUCGUUUCAAUGAGGGAGCCGAGUUUCUAACAAAGACUGGAAAAUUGUUCCCUAGAGCUAUUGACAGAAGCAUGACAAUUUUACAGCACUGCAAGGAAGGUACUAUGGAAGAUGCAAAGCGUGUAUAUGAUAAGAUGGUUGAUGAAGGUGGAAUUCCAAGUAUUAUAGUUUAUAACUCUCUUGUUCAUGGCUUAUCGCAACAAGGUAGUAUCCGGGAGGCCGUAGAGCUUAUAAAUGAAAUGAUAAGUAAUAACUGUUUUCCCAUUGCAUUUACAUUCAAUGCUAUCAUCACCGGGUUUUGUAGAGAAGGAAAAAUUGAAAGCGCCUUGAAGUUCAUGGAAGAUAUCACUGCAAGAGGUUGUGUACCAAAUACAGAAACUUACAGCCCUUUGAUUGACGUGUUAUGCAGGAAAGGGGACCUUCAGAAAGGCAUGCAGGUAUUUUUGGAAAUGGUAGAGAAGGGUAUCAUUCCUAACCAAUUUAUUUGGAAAACACUGCUACUUAGUUUGAGUCUGCAAAACAAUAUCAGUAAGAAUGUGAGCAACGUAGAUUAUUUACUCUAGUGAAUUAGGGAGAGUUCAAAUUUAUUCUAAAGGUGGUUUGAUCAAAUUUAUUCGAUGUUGUCAAUUAUCAAAUACCAUAUAAGCUAUUGAUUAGUGAAUCAUCAAUUCGGUUUAUGAAACUGUAGGUUUGAUAUAAUUUGGCCCCUAAAAAACAAUUUAAAAAUGACCAUGAAAUAGAAAUUUGUUGUUCUCCUUAAUUCUUCUAGGUCUGUCAAAUUAGUCUUUGAUAUCGCUGAGAGACUAUUGUGAAUUGUGAUAAUCAAUUUUAGACGUCAUUUCGAAA